This is a messenger RNA of Empidonax traillii (willow flycatcher), 1556 nucleotides long. It is a transcript of the gene RABL3, whose product is annotated as RAB, member of RAS oncogene family like 3. Gene Ontology annotation, biological process: intracellular protein transport. Gene Ontology annotation, cellular component: endomembrane system. NCBI's taxonomy places the organism in Eukaryota, Metazoa, Chordata, Aves, Passeriformes, Tyrannidae. The transcript is spliced from 8 exons. Gene Ontology annotation, molecular function: GTPase activity. The record is from RefSeq and is a predicted model, not a curated record. Bases 74 to 784 code for a protein of 236 amino acids.
AGAAGAGGAAGGAAGGUGGGCUGCGAUUGGCGGGCGGCUCCGUCUCCGGGAGUUGUUGCUGGGCAGGGUAAAGAUGGCGGCUCUGGACAGGGUCAAGGUGCUGGUCCUGGGCGACUCCGGUGUCGGAAAAUCUUCCCUCGUUCAUCUGCUCUGCCACAACCAGGUGCUGGGAAACCCGUCCUGGACAGUGGGCUGCUCCGUGGAUGUGCGAAUCCAUGACUACAAAGAAGGGACUCCAGAAGAGAAGACUUACUACAUUGAGCUGUGGGAUGUUGGAGGUUCAGUGGGUAGUGCCAGUAGCGUGAAAAGCACACGAGCAGUAUUCUAUAACUCGCUAAACGGGAUAAUUUUAGUGCAUGACUUAACCAACAAAAAAUCGUCCCAGAAUUUGUAUCGCUGGACUUUGGAAGCGCUCAACAGAGAUGUCGCUCCAACAGGAGUUCUUGUGACAAAUGGUGACUAUGACCGUGAACAGUUUGCUGAUAACCAGAUUCCACUGCUGGUAAUAGGAACUAAGCUGGAUCAGAUCCCAGAAACUAAGCGGAAUGAAGUUUUGACCAGAACAGCUUUCUUGGCUGAGGAUUUCAAUGCUGAAGAGAUAAAUUUGGAUUGCACCAAUCCUCGCUACCUGGCUGCAGGUUCAUCCAAUGCUGUCAAACUAAGCAGGUUUUUUGAUAAGGUCAUAGAGAAGAGAUACUUCUUAAGAGACGGCAAUCAGGUUCCUGGCUUCUCUGAAAGGAAAAGGUUUGGAGGAGGAACACUGAAGAGCCUUCAUUAUGACUGAACACUGAAGAAGUGGAAGAUGACUUCUCUGAGUUCCUAAUGACAUUCCCAUUCCAACUGGAUGCUCAAAGAUAAUGCUUAUGUCAAGCAGAGUAAAAUAUUACAACUGGCUAGCCUGCUGAAGCUGCUAUUGUUGGAAAAGACUUGGGGAAGGAUUUCCAGAAGCCUAAUCUGAAGCCUAGAGUCUUUCUUAGGAUUGCAGGCUGUCCGGAUAUAUGGGAACAAUUGGGGAAAGUGUGCAAUAAGUUGAAUAUCUCUCACUGCUGUGGGAAACUUUAUGCACAGCAUGUCUGUGUGACAUCUUUCUCUCCAUUUUGGGAAACUUAGGGACAGUCUUUGCAAUGAAUUGCAUUCAUUUUACCUCUAAAGGAAAGGUGACACUGAGUGGGCUUCACAUUUACUGUAAAGUGAACAAAAUGGGUAAGGAACGGUCUGGAAACUAAUAGAAUGCCUUUAUUAAAUGAAUGGUGUUGUCUCACCUGGAACACGCUGUUCAUCCUAUUCAAAAGGGAAAAAAGAAAGGCAAUAUAUGAAGAAAAGGUUUGAAACAUUAAAAAAAGAAAAUCGUUAGCAGAAAAGAAGUGGUGUUAAUUCUGCUGCUUGAAUUAAAAUUGUUUACUUGGAGAGGACAAAGUGAAUCAGGUUUUUGUCUUUUCAUAAUUGACUGGUCUUGUUCUUUAUAUUAAAUUAAAAGGCAAUGCUUUGAAAACUGAUGGGAAAGGUAUGUUUUUAUACAAUGCUUAUUUGGAACAAAUGUGACGUGGUCUUUCUGA